Lachancea fermentati is the source of this 3288-nucleotide messenger RNA. NCBI's taxonomy places the organism in Eukaryota, Fungi, Ascomycota, Saccharomycetes, Saccharomycetales, Saccharomycetaceae. The record is from the annotation of a GenBank genome assembly.
AUGUCUGAAAAAAGCGCACUUAAUGUUGUGAGAUUUAGCUAUUUUGAUCCGUUUGAGAUAUUUGAUAGCAUCAGAAAUGAAUUGGAACAAAGAUUGCCCUUUCAGAAUCUGCAUUGGAAGCCUGUUAAUGGAUCUCUAAGAACGAUUUCAAAUCUGCAGAUAAAACUGAUAGCUGAAACCGAAAGCAUUAAAGAUGACCUUUAUGGAGAAAAACCCCUCAUCAUGUUUUUGAUCGUAAGCUGUACCUCUGUUGAUGAGUAUAGAUCUAAAGUGCGCCCUUUGAUAAGGCAAUGGCUCCCACCUAAUUCAGAAAAUGUUGAACUGCCAGCAAAAAGAAUAAUACUUUUACGUUGCAAUUCCGAAGUUUUAGAUACGAAUCUAUUCAAAAGUAUAUCAUUGCUGGAAAAACUAACGAAAGACUUUCCAGCUAGUACCGUAAUAGAAAUUAAGACAAUUUACAAAUCCCAACAGGAAAAGGAUGAUUUUUGGGUGGGUAUGAUCAAUAGACUGCGAGCCUCGCUAAUGGAUACCUUUCAGAAGCGCUUAACUUACCUUCAAGCCCAACUUUCAGGUAUUUCAGGUUCCGAAUUUGACAGUUUGUCACUUUUCCAAGAGAAGAUAUUAAACUUGUAUCUCAGUUUUAACUUGCAUGAGGAAGCGUCUAAAGAGCUAGAUACUUUCCGCAAAAAUCUCAUUGCACACUUGAGCGAAGAUCUGCCUCUCGGUGACCUGCAAGUUCCAUUUAAGUUGACCGAAUCAGAUGACGAUCAAGGCCAAAAUGUAAUCGCAAGAAUGAUGGUUCAAAACAAUCUCAGUAAAUUUCGACUGAAUAAGUUCUUCUUCAUCAAACAGUGUGAAUUGCUCCAAAGUAGUGGCUCGUUUUCUAUAAAAUAUUUUCAUCUCUAUUCCUUGACGCGUUCUUUCCUCAGGACCAUUGAAUGUUUGUUUUGGGAUUCUCCCUAUUUACUUGAGUUUGAAUUUUACUUUAUUGAGGCAAUUCUUGAUGCCGAUUUAUUCAUGGAUCAAUCUUUGAAUGCAAUAAUUGAGAUCCGAGCUGAGCUCAAGCUCUUUCAGCGUGAUCGUUGGCUGAACUUGGCAUAUAGCCUUACAGACUUUCGAUUGAUAAACAAAUAUUUUCCCCCGAGCACUACCAUUAAUCAAUGUGAUUUACUCCAAAAUACGUUUUGCGAUGAAGAAACUUUUCAACAGACUUAUCUUCGAUUGACGAAGAAUGUCCUAACAUCACUUUCAAAAUGCAAAGCUGAGAAGCAAAGAACUGUUGACCUAUUAUCGGUAGAAGUGGCCAUUCUAUAUUAUCAGAGAGAGGAAUAUGAAAAUGCUAUAGUGAUACUUCAAUCAUGCUAUGAAUUCUAUAAAAGCUCGCAUUGGAGUCUCAUUGGUAAUGAGCUCCUAGAGUAUUUUGUGAAAUGCUUGAUUAAGUGUCCUGAUCUUAAAUUCUUGGAAAUUUCAGGCGAAAAAAUCCCGGUGUCAACACUGUUGAGUAACUCAAUUUUGAAUCUACUUACAACUGUGAAAGAUGCCAAAGAUUUUUGGUGGGAUUUUUUUUUGAGGAUCAAUAACAAGGAUACAGGUAACUUGGUUUAUCCUCUAGACAAUCUCUUUGAAAUACACAUAAACCAUUGUACGACUACCACUAAGAUGAAUACGUUUGCCUUGGAAAUGACUGUGCUCAAUAAUUUGGUACCAAAGGAUGUCGAAGUCUCUUCAAUACAGUUGUUACUGAAAAAUCAUGACGAUGAAUUUCUAACGUUUAAUACCAACUCAGUAUGUGUAAAGCCUGGUGAAAAUUCAAUUGUUUUGGAGACGACCAGAAUGACUUUCGGCAUUUUUGAGCUUGUAAGUCUAGAGGUCACGGUUGGCAAUACCUUUUUUUGCAAGGAAUUUUGUACAUUAGAGACAGAGGAUGUUGUUGAAUUUCAGCCCGUAAGUGAUCCAAGUGGUUUCGACGUUCUCAUUUCUCCAUCAAGAUUACUCGAACUGACAAAAAACAGAAUAGAGAUUCUGCAUAUGAAUGCAGAUAAGGUUUCUUCUUUUCACUUAGAUUUGACGAUCAUAGCAAACAAAGACAAAUCGCAACCGAGCGUUGCAUUCACACCUGACAAGAAAAAAUUCAAAACGUCGAUAGACAAUAUAGAAACGAAGUUCAUCGAAUUUUUUUUCAUUCACCAAUGCAACUCAUUCACUGUGAAGCAGGAAGUGACGUUUCGUUUGAAGGACGAUCCAAUUAAUGAAUAUUACCAAUGCAGAUCUGUCAAUAUCGAUUGCCGUUUACCUGUUAGCGUCUCGGUGGAGGAUAUUUCUAAGUCAGGAGCUUUUUUCUUCAAAUUUUUAAUCAGUUCAUCUUCUCGAGAGGAGCCUAUCUUGCUUCACAGCUCUAGUCUAUCCUCCGUUCAUGAGGAGAAGUAUUCAAUUAGUAGAGGCUUCGAGACAGAAUCACCUUUGCUGCUUAGAGCAGAUGAUGAGGAAAUAUGCCUCAAUUACUAUCAAAUUAAUACCUUAAAAGAAAUGAAGUUUACGCCCAAUGAUUUAUUCUAUCUGAAGAUUAAUUACAACACUUUGAAACAACAAAUGGAUCAUCUAGUCACAAGUAUCUUUUUGACAAAGGGUGAUAUCAGUAUUUCGGAAAAGAUUAGACGCUAUCAAAAUAUAUGGCAAACAGUGGUUCUUCCUAAACUGAAGUAUGAUUAUCAUCUGUUCGAGCAAAAGUCAGUCAUACGGCUUGCCAUGUCAGCCGAAAUGGUACAAGACAUUUUAACUGCACUGACGUCUCAAGCUCGGUAUGAUGGCGUUUUGGGGGUAAUCGCGGAUUGUUUGGAAAUUAUUCAGACGGGAUCUAAAGUUUCUGGCCUGGAAAUUGAGGGAUUCUCCAAUGAUUUGGCUCCAUCGCAAUUGAUAGUACCAGUCAAUCUUCCCCAUUUGCAACAAUUUUUCACCGUCGAGUUUAUUACGGAGACUUUAAACCAUCUUGAAAUUGGAAAACCUUUUGCAUUUAAAGUCCAAAUAAUGAACUUGACUGACCAGUGGGAUACAAACGAAAAUGAUAAAAGGUCUCGUACGUAUGUUUUUGAGUUAGUGAACGACAAUGAAUGGCUUAUCAAUGGUACAAGGAAAGCGGCCUUGCCCUUAAAAAAAAACGAAUAUAGCAUUCAAAUGAUACCACUUAAAAGGGGAUAUUUGCGAUAUCCAAGAGUUGAAAUUUUCAGUCAAAAGCGUCGUGUGCCAGAAGUUAAUCUCCUAAAUAUACAUGAGACACUUCUUGUUACAUAA